CUAUUGUAAUAAUUAAGGCUAUUUUCGGUACAAAAAAUUCACUAUCUUCCUCUACCUUCAAAUUAUUUGUAUUUCAUUUUAGAGCAAUUCACAUAAAUAGUUGAUAUUUAGUGGAUUUAAUUCUCAACAAAUAGAGUUAAUUAGACCCCAAAUGAAGAUUAGCAGUACUAAUUAUUUCAGUUGCUUAUUUUUUUUGUGUUUACUAUUAUUUAAAUUUGUAAAUUCAUUUGAGGAACAGAAAAAUUUGAAGAAAUCAGAAUUUCCAGAUGGGUUUUUAUUUGGAACUACUACUUCAGCUUAUCAAAUUGAAGGGGCAAUUCUUGAAGAUGGAAAAGGGUUGAGUAAUUGGGAUGUUUUUAGUCAUACUAAAGGAAGGAUAAAUAAUGGAGAUACUGGAGAUGUAGCAGAUGAUCAUUACCAUCGAUUUCAGGAAGAUGUUGAGUUAAUGCACUCUGUUGGCUUGAAUUCGUAUCGUUUCUCUAUCUCGUGGAGCAGAGUCCUUCCUAGAGGAUCAUUUGGUAAAGUAAAUUUUGCUGGUGUUACGUUCUACAACGAACUCAUUGAUUCUCUCUUACUCAGAGGAAUAACACCAUUUGUGACUCUUAAUCACCACGACCAUCCACAUGAACUCGAGGAAAAACAUGGGGGCUGGCUCAAUCCUAUGAUGCAGGAAGAAUUUUCGUAUUUUGCUAAGAUUUGUUUCGAGAGUUUUGGUGAUAGAGUGAAGUAUUGGACCACAAUCAAUGAGCCAAAUAUGUUUGCAGAAAUGGCCUAUGUGAGGGGAGUGUACCCUCCUGCUCGUUGCUCCCCGCCUUUUGGCAACUGUUCAGCUGGAAAUUCUGAUACCGAACCUCUUGUUGCAAUGCAUAACAUGUUAUUGGCACAUGCCAAGGCUGCAAAACUAUAUCGCGAGCAUUUUCAACCUAAACAUGGCGGAUUGAUAGGAAUUGUUGUGCAUUCAUUUAUGUAUAAACCGUUGAGGAAUAAUGACUUUGAUCGUGAUGCUGCUCAUAGGGCUGUGCUAUUUACCGCUGCUUGGGUAUUCGAUCCUUUAGUACACGGUGAUUACCCUCCAGAAAUGCGUAAAUAUCUUGCAGAUGCACUACCGAGUUUCACCUCAGAUGAACGAAAGCUUAUUAAAGAUAGUAUUGACUUCAUGGGAAUAAACCACUAUGGCACUCUGUAUGCGAAAGAUUGCAUUUAUUCUAGCUGCGUUUGCUCCAAUUCUAGUUGCAUCGCGGGUGGAGACCACCCUAUCCAUGGCUAUCUCAUUACUCUAGGAGAGAAAGAUGGCGUUUCUAUUGGAGAACCGACAGGAAUGUCUCGAUUUUUUGUCGUUCCUAAUGGAAUGGAGGAGAUUGUGGACUAUAUGAAGAAGAGAUAUCAUAACAAACCUAUGUUUGUUACUGAAAAUGGCUACGCCUCUCUGAAUCCUACUACAGCACAAGCGGAUGAGCUACAACAUGAUACUAAGCGAGUUGAAUUCCAUAAGUCAUAUCUUGCAUCAUUAGCUCGAGCAAUCAGGAAGGGCGCUGAUGUACGUGGUUAUUUCAUCUGGAGCCUGAUGGAUAAUUUCGAGUGGAAUAGUGGAUACGAGCUCAAAUUUGGGUUAUACUACGUUGAUCGCGAUACAUUAGAUCGAGUUCCCAAGCUUUCAGCAAAAUGGUAUACAGAUUUCUUGACUAACAAGAGCCUCAAUGCUGAAAAAAAAGGAAACUUUGUUACAUUCAAGUAUACUACAUAACUAAAUCAUACAUCACACAAAUAGUACUAUUAUUAACUAUAUUCGUCAAAAAAUAAUUAUUUGAAAAAUUUAGCCUUUUUUCCAAUGAGAGCUUUCUCUAUUUGCUCUAAAUAGUAUUAGGUUAUAGAGAAACAAUAAGAAUUGUGGUUUAAUUUGGUA
This is a messenger RNA of Solanum pennellii, 1903 nucleotides long. RefSeq names its product beta-glucosidase 18-like. The coding region runs from base 152 to 1744 and encodes 530 amino acids. Gene Ontology annotation, biological process: carbohydrate metabolic process. Gene Ontology annotation, molecular function: beta-glucosidase activity. NCBI's taxonomy places the organism in Eukaryota, Viridiplantae, Streptophyta, Magnoliopsida, Solanales, Solanaceae. The record is from RefSeq and is a predicted model, not a curated record. The transcript is spliced from 12 exons.